GCUGCUGCCCCCGGCGGCUCCGAGCCGCGCCGCUGGAGCCCCGGCUCCCCGGGAAUGCUGGGAAUGUUGAGUCAGGCACUGGCAGCCCAGACAGCCGGGCUCGCAGCUCGCUGAGGGACGGGAAGACGAGGGACAGGGGCACACGAGCCUCCCCCGACUGCAGCAGGUCCCUUCUCUUCCCCCCUCGCAGGUAUUGAGCGGCUCCGGCUCUCCCUGCUGCCUCCUUCCUCCGCGCAAGUGGGAUGCCAGCUAAACGUGAUGUUGUAAAAUCCAUGUGAGGACGGAAGGCAGAUGCGAUGAUUUGAAAGGUCUGUCUUUGGAGGAAAACCAGAUCUUUGUCUACUGGAAGAAUGCAGUGAAACUGCCAGUAUUUCUAGCCGGAAUUAUAAAUUUAAUAGUCAACUUUAGUGUUACUAGUUUCUUACUAAAUAGUACCUCAAAGUAGAAGAAAAAUGUAUGGUAGUGCAAGAACAAUCGGCACCUUGGAAGGAAGUCCCUCCAGGUCCCCCCGCCUGCCGAGGUCCCCUCGCCUGGGUCACAGGCGAACCGGCAGCGGGGGAGGAGGAGGGGCAGGCAAGACCUUAUCCAUGGAGAACAUCCAGUCCCUUAACGCAGCCUAUGCAACAUCUGGACCAAUGUACCUGAGUGACCAUGAGGGUGUAGCUUCUACUACUUUCCCAAAGGGCACAAUGACUCUUGGAAGGGCUACAAAUCGAGCUGUGUAUGGUGGCCGAGUCACAGCCAUGGGGAGCAGCCCCAAUAUUGCUUCUGCUGGACUGUCACAUACAGAUGUCCUUUCUUACACUGACCAGCACGGAGGGCUGACCACAUCCUCACACCACCACCACCACCAGGUUCCUUCCAUGCUGAGACAGGUUAGAGAUAGCACCAUGUUAGAUCUGCAGGCUCAGCUGAAGGAUCUACAGAGGGAGAAUGACCUUCUCAGAAAAGAACUAGACAUUAAGGACAGCAAGCUGGGGUCCUCUAUGAACAGCAUCAAAACUUUCUGGAGUCCUGAGCUAAAGAAAGAGAGAGUUUUGAGGAAAGAAGAAGCAGCCAGAAUGUCAGUUCUUAAAGAACAGAUGAGAGUUUCCCAUGAAGAAAAUCAGCAUCUGCAAAUGACAAUCCAGGCACUUCAGGAUGAGCUUAGAACCCAGAGAGACCUUAACCACCUUCUUCAGCAAGAAAGUGGGAACCGAGGGGCUGAACAUUUUACCAUUGAGCUCACAGAGGAGAAUUUUCGAAGACUUCAGGCAGAACAUGAUAGACAAGCUAAAGAGCUCUUCCUGUUGAGAAAAACUCUAGAAGAAAUGGAGCUUAGGAUUGAAACACAAAAACAAACACUAAAUGCCAGAGAUGAAUCAAUAAAAAAGCUUCUAGAGAUGCUGCAAAGUAAAGGUUUGCCUUCUAAAGGAAUGGAAGAUGACAAUGAGAGAACUCGAAGGAUGGCAGAGGCUGAAUCUCAGGUUAAUCAUUUAGAAGUGAUUUUAGAUCAGAAGGAGAAGGAAAACAUGCAUCUUAGAGAGGAAUUGCACAGAAGAACCCAACUUCAGCCUGAGCCAGCAAAGACGAAGGCUCUGCAAACAGUCAUCGAAAUGAAGGAUACAAAAAUAGCUUCACUUGAGCGCAAUAUAAGAGAUCUUGAAGAUGAAAUACAGAUGUUAAAGACAAAUGGAGUUCUGAAUACAGAGGACCGAGAAGAAGAAAUCAAACAAAUAGAAGUUUACAAGAGUCACUCAAAGUUCAUGAAAAAUAAGAUUGAUCAACUGAAACAAGAACUCUCAAAGAAAGAAUCAGAACUUCUUGCCUUACAAACUAAGCUUGAAACCCUUAGCAAUCAGAAUUCAGAUUGCAAGCAACACAUUGAAGUGCUUAAAGAGUCUCUUACUGCCAAAGAACAGAGAGCUGCCAUACUUCAGACAGAGGUUGAUGCCUUGCGAUUACGAUUGGAAGAGAAAGAAACUUUUCUGAAUAAAAAGACAAAACAACUUCAAGACCUCACAGAAGAGAAAGGAACCCUUGCUGGAGAAAUUCGAGAUAUGAAAGACAUGUUGGAAGUAAAAGAAAGAAAAAUCAAUGUCCUUCAGAAAAAGAUUGAAAAUCUACAGGAGCAACUUAGGGACAAAGACAAACAACUAACUAAUCUAAAAGACAGAGUGAAGUCGCUGCAGACGGAUUCCAGUAAUACAGACACAGCACUGGCAACGUUAGAAGAAGCUCUAUCAGAAAAGGAAAGAAUAAUAGAGCGUCUGAAGGAGCAAAGGGAUCGAGAUGACAGAGAAAGACUUGAAGAAAUUGAAUCUUAUAAAAAAGAAAACAAGGACCUGAAGGAGAAAGUUAAUGCUUUACAGGCUGAACUAACAGAAAAAGAGUCUAGUUUAAUCGAUCUCAAAGAACAUGCAUCUUCAUUGGCAUCAGCAGGGCUGAAAAGAGACUCCAAACUUAAGUCUUUAGAAAUAGCCAUAGAACAAAAGAAAGAAGAGUGUAGUAAGUUGGAAGCACAGUUGAAAAAGCAAGCUGAGCAGUUGUUCAAUCAGAUGUACAAUCCAAUGCCAAUUAGGAAUAAUGGGAAGCAAGGGGCUCAUGAAGCUGAAGAGGAGGCACGGAUGAAUCCAGAAUUCGCAGACAGAAUGAAACAGCUUGACAAAGAGGCAUCGUACUAUAGAGAAGAAUGUGGCAAAGCUCAGGCUGAGGUUGACAGACUUCUAGAAAUACUCAAGGAAGUAGAGAAUGAGAAGAAUGACAAAGAUAAGAAGAUUGCUGAGUUAGAAAGCUUGACUUCCAGACAUAUGAAGGACCAAAACAAGAAGGUUGCCAAUCUGAAGCACAAUCAGCAACUGGAGAAAAAGAAGAAUGCACAGCUGUUGGAAGAAGUUCGUAGGCGAGAGGACAAUAUGACUGACAACUCUCAGCAUUUACAAGUAGAAGAGCUGAUGAAUGCACUGGAAAAGACUAGACAAGAAUUAGAUUCUACCAAAGCCCGUCUUGCCUCUACACAGCAGUCUUUGGCUGAGAAAGAAGCACAUCUGGCUAACCUGAGAAUAGAGCGAAGGAAACAGCUUGAAGAAAUUCUAGAAAUGAAACAGGAAGCUUUACUUGCUGCAAUUAGUGAAAAAGAUGCAAAUAUUGCCUUGCUUGAGCUGUCUGCUUCAAAGAAAAAGAAGACUCAAGAUGAAGUAAUGGCUCUGAAACGAGAGAAGGACAGAUUAGUACAUCAGUUAAAACAGCAGACACAAAACAGAAUGAAGCUGAUGGCAGAUAACUAUGAUGAUGACCACCACCACUACCACCACCAUCACCACCACCACCACCACCGGUCUCCUGGGAGGACACAACACAACCACAGACCCUCUCCAGAUCAGGAUGAUGAGGAGGGUAUAUGGGCAUAGCCGUUCCUAUAAACCAAAGUUCCAGUUUUGUUUUGAGGGAUGAUCCAGUCACUGUUGGAGGCACAUAGCCACGGCAAAAUCUCAUGCUGUACAUUGAUCACCUGUCCAACCUUUGCCUAGAGUGUGAUCCCCAGUUCCUUCAAGAGAUCCAUCUUUACCUGUCUAUAAAGAAGAAGAGGAGGAGGGAGACAUCUGGGAUAUUCAAGUAUCAAAGUUUAACACCAGAGCAGUUGUCAGAGGAACUAGUGAAAAAGGAAGAAAAAUCUGUAGCACUGGAAGGUAACAAUGAUAAUCUAUUGCACUGGAUCUCCAAACAUGACCAUGAUAUCCUGGAGAAGAUCACAGAUGCAGAAAAUGAUUUUAUGUGCUAAGGUUGAUAUUUAAUGAAAUGCUGCAUUAAUUAGCAUUUUCUCCAUUAUUUCUUGUAGUCUAUUGUGAAAUUAGAUACUUUGGAAAAUAAUGAAGGAGACUCAAACAGAAAUUGUAAGAGCUUCAUUUCUGUCUUUAUGGGUCUUGUGAGUUACUCUGUUUUUAUAAAGAAACCAUCUGUUCAGAAUAUAGUUGUUUCAUGAAAUUUAGUUAAACAGGCUAUUUAGCUAAUUUUGGUAAAUUAAUAUUGAUUUUAAUAGGUAAUUCAGAUGCCCUUAGAUAUGGUAUCUGCAUUUGCUGAUUUUACCUAGUCUAUUCUAAAGUAUCACUUCUAUUGCACUAGAUUAUCAAAGAGGUAUUAGUAAAAUGCUAUAUAAGGGUGUUGGCAUUAACUUUACCCCCAGUUAGAUACAGGCUUUUCCAAAAAAUAAAAACAAGCCUUUACCCUCCUCUGUUUUCUUUUAUCUACUGAUAAAAUAAUAUGAAUUAAAAACAAACCAAAACCAAAUAUUGAUAUUAUAACCGGUAUUAAGCUCUGGGCCAGGUUGGAAAUGAAAUCAAUUUUUGGUACUAAUAACUGAUGACAAAGCUUAGUUUUAUGAAAAUAUGGUGUGUGUCUCUGACAAUGCAUAGGACAUCUAAUUUGAACAUAAAUAUAUGAUUAUAUACAAUAUGUAUCUAUUCCUGGAUGGUAAAAGCUUGAGGUGUAUAUAAAUAUGUAUGUGUGUAUAUAUGGACAUGUACACAAGGAUGUAUCAACCUUUUACCAUCCAAAUGCAUACAUGUUUUCAACAAUAAAAGCUGGGACUCUUAAAGAAACAAACAAAAACAAAACAAAAAAAAAAAGAUUGCUGUAUAUGCACUAGGUCUCCUGUAAAUGUGGAACUGUUUGUUAUUGUUCUCUACAUUGAAAAACAGUCUCCAACAUGGACCCCAAUGAAUCUUAGAUGUUAAAGAAAAUACCAAUGAACAAACAGCACUUGAAGGCUGUUUGUGUCAACAAAAUGUGUCUAGUAAAAUAAAUUUAAAGCACAUGCAAGGAAAAAUAAAAAUGUGAAGUCAUUACAUUCAGUGAGAGACUCUUAACUGACAGUCAGAUCUCUACCACUUCUCAAGGAGAGGUUCCUUCUGACACCACAAACAUUUCCAGUCAGUCUGGCAAACAUGUGCAAAUGUUUGGCUGUUUUGUUGAGGCAUCUUUUUGUCCAUGGAAGAAAUGCUUCCAUGCUGAUGGCAGUGGAAAUAGAAUAUCUGCAUUUUUAAAGGACAAACAAU
This is a messenger RNA of Ficedula albicollis (Collared flycatcher), 5033 nucleotides long. It is a transcript of the gene ERC2, whose product is annotated as ELKS/RAB6-interacting/CAST family member 2. Bases 453 to 3389 code for a protein of 978 amino acids. Gene Ontology annotation, biological process: regulation of synaptic plasticity; neuromuscular synaptic transmission; maintenance of presynaptic active zone structure. Gene Ontology annotation, cellular component: cytoskeleton of presynaptic active zone. The transcript is spliced from 21 exons. NCBI's taxonomy places the organism in Eukaryota, Metazoa, Chordata, Aves, Passeriformes, Muscicapidae. The record is from RefSeq and is a predicted model, not a curated record. Gene Ontology annotation, molecular function: structural constituent of presynaptic active zone.